Messenger RNA from Notolabrus celidotus (New Zealand spotty), 2332 nucleotides. RefSeq names its product synaptotagmin-9-like. The transcript has 8 exons. Gene Ontology annotation, biological process: regulation of calcium ion-dependent exocytosis; calcium-ion regulated exocytosis; regulation of dopamine secretion. The record is from RefSeq and is a predicted model, not a curated record. The coding region runs from base 411 to 1994 and encodes 527 amino acids. NCBI's taxonomy places the organism in Eukaryota, Metazoa, Chordata, Actinopteri, Labriformes, Labridae. Gene Ontology annotation, molecular function: calcium ion binding; calcium-dependent phospholipid binding; clathrin binding. Gene Ontology annotation, cellular component: dense core granule; membrane.
AUUCAUUCAGAAACCUUGAGCAGCGCUCCCGAAGCCUGGGGGCUCAGUAGUGAUUCAGCAGCAGCAGCAGCAGCAGCAUCACGGAGCAGUGGGCGGGAGAAGGAGGAGGAGACAACAAGCAGACAAUACGAGGAGGAGAGGAGAGGAGGAAAGAAGAGGAGCACAACAACACAUGAAGGAUAGUUUUUUAAAACUUCUUCUUCCUCAGAUUAAAAAGCUGAUUCACUGAACUUCAGUUCAUCAGUCGGGCGGAUUCUUUGCGCGCUCCGGAUCUACCCAAAGGCUGUGUUUCUCGUGCGUCUUUGCGCUGCUCGGGGCUCGUGUGUGUGUGUGCGUGUGUGUGUGUGUGUGUGAUAGCUGGGAGAGGAUCAGCCGGAGUGGCCGACUAUUCAGGAGGAUGCUGGAGGGCAAUGCCUGCAGAAAGAGAGGAUGAGAUUUGUCAGAAGGCGCUGGAACUGCUGUCUGACCUGUGCUCCAAAGGGGAGGUGCAGGACGACAACUGCCUGGAUUUCAUCUAUUACUUCAGGGACCUGGCCAGACCGCGUUACACGGACUCAGAUGUGUCUAUCAGCCUCUUGUCACUGCUUGUGACCACCUGUGGUCUGGCACUCUUCAGCGUCUCCGUCUUUGUGUCAUGGAAGUUGUGCUGGCUGCCACUGAGCGGCCGCUUCCUCCCAGAUGUCCUCAAGGGGGCGCACUUCCUGGUGGGAGACCAACAGCCGGUCCUCAUAGAGGUGGACGGGGAGGAAAGGGAGUACAGCGAAGAUGGCUGUGUGAAAGAGCCCAUUGGGCCCUCCAUGGCUGUGACUGUCCCAGAGUCAGGCCUGAAGAUAAGCCACACGUCACCUGACAUCCCACUGGAGGCCCAGGCCAAGAUGGAGAAAAACCAGGUCCACACACUGGCAAGGGACAGGGUUCAAAGACAGAUUACUGAGCCCACUUCCUCUGUAAGGCACAAUUCCAUCCGUCGUCAGAUGAAUUUGUCCAACCCGGACUUCAACCCUGCCCAGUUCCAGCGUCAGGACUCUCUGUCUGGUUUGGGCCGAAUAAAACCAGAACUUUACAAACAGCGCUCCUUGGACACUGAGGACAGUUGUCGCACUGACAGCUGUGGACGUUUGCACUUUGUUCUGAAGUUUGACUUCGACCUGGAGCAGCUGAUCGUUAAAAUACACAAGGCACAGGACCUCCCUGCCAAGGACUUCACAGGAACCUCAGAUCCUUACGUCAAAAUCUACCUGCUGCCUGAUCGCAAAAACAAGCACCAGACCAAGGUGCACCGCAAAACCCUGAACCCAGUGUUCGACGAGGUGUUUCUCUUCCCCGUAGCAUACGCUGAGCUGUCGGGCCGUAAGCUGCAUUUUAGCGUCUACGACUUUGACAGAUUCUCUCGCCACGAUUUGAUUGGCCAAGUGGUGGUGGACAACUUCCUGGAUCUGGCCGACUUUCCCAGAGAGACCAAGCUGUGCCGGGAGAUACAGUAUGUAACCUCGGACAAUGUGGACCUGGGAGAGCUGAUGUUUUCAUUGUGCUAUCUCCCGACGGCUGGCAGGCUCACCAUCACCAUGAUCAAGGCUAGGAACCUCAAAGCCAUGGAUAUCACUGGAGCUUCAGAUCCGUACGUCAAAGUGUCCCUGAUGUGUGACGGUCGGAGGUUAAAAAAGAGGAAGACAUCCACCAAACGUAACACUCUGAACCCGGUGUACAACGAAGCUAUGGUGUUUGAUGUCCCGCCUGAGAACAUAGACCAGAUCAGCCUGCUCAUAGCCGUCAUGGACUAUGAUCGGGUCGGGCAUAAUGAAGUGAUCGGAGUUUGCAAAGUAGGAAGUCAGGCUGAGACUCUGGGGAGGGACCACUGGAACGAGAUGCUUUCAUACCCCCGGAAACCCAUUGCACAUUGGCACCCUCUCAUAGAGUGGGUCGGACAAGCAGCAGUUGGAGGUGGCAGCCAAGGAGGAUCCACCAACUCCCUGAAGACACCACCAUCACCGUGACUGGACAUGCACACAACUACAAUCUAACACACACACACACACACACACACACACACACACACACACACACACACACACACACACGCACACACACACACACACUGACACAGACUCAGGCAUUAGAAUGAUUGUUGGUGGGUGUUCACUAAGUUUUCCUAAGGUGUUAAACAGACAAGAUGUAACAGACAAUAGUAACAUCAGCUAAAGGUCAUUCCGUAGACUUCUGUUUAAUGACUGAAUAAGGCUUAGGUGUGUAGGACUGUUGCACUUGUACUCGUUACGUCCACAUGUAUCGUCACAAGCCAAAACUACUUAACUACAUUCCAAGUGAACUUUGA